Molecule: messenger RNA, 1389 nt
Organism: Mesocestoides corti
Lineage: Eukaryota; Metazoa; Platyhelminthes; Cestoda; Cyclophyllidea; Mesocestoididae
Source: the annotation of a GenBank genome assembly
AUGGGGCCCUUUUUGUGCCUGUUCUGUCUCCUGGCCCCUGUGUUAGAAGCGGUAAAGUUCAACUCGAGCAACUUCGAGGUUUGUCCAUUCACUUGCUCUCUUUCCUCUGAGAAAGAGCUUCUUUGUACAACGGUUUCGAACGAAUUUUUUAAAUCAACAGUUGUCUGCCACAGGGACUCGCUGAAUGACAGAUUUGUCAUCGGGAAUCGCAGCAGCAUUCGACGAGUUUUCCCUUCGGGGUUGAAAGAGCUUAGUAAAUUUGGUUCAGAGGGAACCUUGAAUAUCUUCCUGAAUAUGAACAUACUUGAACUGACCGUGACGUCAUUUGCUGGACUAGAAAAUUUACUAAUUAACCUACAGGUCCUCCAUGUAACAACCCUCCAUCCAAACACUUUUUUAAAUCAUCGACGAUUUGGCUCUCUCAUAUUUGACGGGGAUCGCGUGCCUAAAUUACCAGAUGACGUCAAGGAGAAAAAAGACGUUCCUGCGUUCCUGCGUUUACGACCAGAAGAUCCUACAAUGCCGAUAGAAGUAAACAUAGAGGCUAGGUGCCACAAAUGUGCCAACGAUGAACCCCUUCAAGACCUCGUCAUACUCACAUUCCCUUUACAAGACUCUCCCAAUUCUGGUGGUAAAAUCGAUGCUCUCACCAUUUUCUACAUGGAUAGCUGUCCCACCUUGAGCGGUGGCCUCGGAUGUCCCAAAAAUGGUUCCGACAAUGAGUUUAUAGUCAACGCAAGUGCAAUGACUGGAUGGAAUAUCACGGUGGAAGAGCCCACAAUUGUGACCACCGGAGGCCUGGUAAAAUUGACAACUGGAAGUGGACGUAUGAAACCCUUGAUGUUGUCUGUGGUCAUCUGGUGCACUGUACUGACUGUGCUAUUGAUUUGCUUGGUUGCGUUUAUGAUAAUUCGAAGACGCCUCAGGACGAAGAAGGAGAAAAUGGAACGACAGCUCGCUUUACAACACCGAUAUUCUCCAGCUUCAUUGAAGCAUAUUGUGUGUGGUACCGCUUCGUGUGAAGAAUUACACAGAAACUCCCUGAGUAAUGGAGGGACUUGGGCUUACGGCACGCCUUCGCAAGAUUCCUGUUCCAAUCUGCUGAGUGAAACGCGCAGCCAGUAUUCAUUCCGUCCGCCCUACCAGACCUUGGGAUACUCCCACCCCCGAGGGGGCGUGUAUGCGCGGGAAUACGAUCGUGGAUACCGCUCAUCGAUACCUGAUUACCUGAACAUGAUUCCUCGCCAGAAGUCCUCAUUGGGAAAUGGAGAUGCUUACCCCGUGAACGGAGACCCUAAUCUUCCGCCUUUACCCCCGGGCGUUGGAUUCAGGGUACCGAACACUCCGACUUAUAAGAGAUCUCAUGAUGGUACCUUCCGGAUGCAGUAA